Molecule: messenger RNA, 1728 nt
Organism: Acanthosepion pharaonis
Lineage: Eukaryota; Metazoa; Mollusca; Cephalopoda; Sepiida; Sepiidae
Source: the annotation of a GenBank genome assembly
AUGUUUUCUUAUUUAUUUUUCACCUUCUGUCCCUCCUCCCAUAACUUCCUUUUUCUUUUUGUUCUUCCUCUCUUUUCAUGUUUCUUUCUUUCAAUUCACCCAUUUUCUUUAUAUUCUUUGUUCAUUCUGUCCUCUUCACUUGUCUUUUUCAACCAUACUUUAUUCCUCCCUUCAUUUUCAUGUUCCAAUUUUUUUUAUUUUCUCAUCUUUCUUUUUCUUCUUUCUGCCUUUUCUUUCCUUUUCUUUCCUCUUUUUUCCUCAUCUUUUUCUUUUCCAUAUGUUUUUCUAUUUUUUGUUUUCCUCAUCUUUUUCUCUCUUUUUUUCUUCCCAAUUGUUUCUGCUUUUUCUUUCCUUAUCUCUCCUCUUUUUCUCAUCUUUUUCUUUUUCGUGUGUUUUUGUAUUUUUUGUUUUCCUCAUCUUUUUCUCUCUUUUUUCUUCCUGAUUUUUUCUGGCAUUUUUUCUUUUCUCACCUCUUUUUUUUCUCGUCUUUUUCUUUUCCAUGUCUUUUCCUAUUCUUUAUUUUCCUCACCUCUUUCUCUCACUUUCUUCUUCCUGAUCAUUUCUGCUUAUUCUUUCCUUUACUCUCAUUUUUACCCCCUUUUCUCCUCACCUUUUCCUUUUCCAUGUGUGUUCCUAUUUUCCCAUCUGAUGAUCCUGAAUGCUUUCAUUUUUUCUUAUUUUUCUCUCUUCAUAUUCUCCUCUUCCCACAACUUUCUUAUGCAUUGCAAUCUUUUCUUUUAUUUUACUGCUUUUCUCUCUCUACCUCAUUGUAUAUUUACUCCUCUUCCCACAACUCCCAUGCUCUCAUAUAUUUUUAAUCUUUCUUGUCUUCCUCAUUCUUCUCUUCAUUUACUCCUCUUCCCACUACUUCUCAUUCUCCAACUCUCUUAUAUAUUUUUAAUCUCUUUCUUCUCUUCCUCAUUCUUUACAUUUACUCCUCUUCCCACUACUUUUCUCCUCAGACUCUCUCGAAUACCACUUGGAUUCACCAUUCUUGAAUGGUUUAAUUCUAUUUACCCCAAACUUGAUGAAAGCAAUCGACCUUUGGAGUGUAUUCAAGAAGCCGGGGAAAUUUUUUAUUUGCCAGAAUCCUUUUAUCAUGGAACCAUAAAUAUUGGAGACACAGUGGCUAUUGGGAUGCAGAAGAAAGAACCAGUAACUGAAAUUGAGAAGCUCUUCUAUGAAGAACUUAAAUACCAAUCCGAAAUACACCAAGUGAAGCACCAAGCCAGCCAACUAACUGAUUACCAAAAAAAUUAUAUGAUCAACAAGCAAACACAAAUUCACGAGUCCCUACUAAAACUUCUACCUGGUAAUGCUGAAGUUCACCUCAAAUUAUCAGAAUCCUAUUCUUUAGCUGGGAGAAUCAAUGAAGCUUUCACACACAGCACAAAGGCCACAGAACUUGAUCCACUAUUUGUGGUUGCCCAUCUUGCCAUUGCCAAUCAGUUUUUUAAGUUGGGGAAAAACUCAGAAGCUGAAAAGACAUUCCAAAAAGCAAUGCAAUUAAACCCUCGAUUGUGGGACAUUUACGCCCAAUAUGGAACCUUCCUGAUUGACACGCAUCACACAAAAAAAGCAAUUAAAAUCUUCCAAAAAGGUAUUGAACUUGAGCCAAAUAUGACUGCUUUCUGGUAUCAUUUGAUGCGGGCCCAGAUAGAAUUGGGUGACACAGAAGGAGCCAAGAUGUCUUCUCAACACAUGGAACAACUAAAUGCACAGUCUUGA